Messenger RNA from Neurospora hispaniola, 1547 nucleotides. RefSeq names its product Oligosaccharyltransferase subunit Ribophorin II-domain-containing protein. Bases 244 to 1095 code for a protein of 283 amino acids. The transcript has 4 exons. Gene Ontology annotation, biological process: protein N-linked glycosylation. Lineage: Eukaryota; Fungi; Ascomycota; Sordariomycetes; Sordariales; Sordariaceae. The record is from RefSeq and is a predicted model, not a curated record. Gene Ontology annotation, cellular component: membrane; oligosaccharyltransferase complex.
AGUAUUUGAGCGGACCCCGGGCGUGAAUCAAGUAAUUACCCUCCACGUAAUUGUCUUGGCGGGUGCGGUACGUCCUUUCCCUAUGCAUGGAUGGGAGCUCUGGCCGUCUGGAAGCUGAACGUGUUCAUUGAAUGCACCAAAGUUUCACCACUGGCGCAUCUACGAAUUUACGAAUCGAUUGCGCUUCUCCCUCGAAACUGUGUUCUGUUUCGACAAAAGAACUCCUAGCAAACAUCAAGAAAUAUGCGAUUAACUCAGGCAAUCUUGCUGCUUGCGGCGGGCGCUGCACAGGCAGCAUCGUCUUGGAGCUUCGACGACGCCAGUAUCUCGGUUGCUGCCAAGAAAGGCAGUGAUGCUAUCAAGGAGAAGUUCAGUCAAAAGACCCCUCUUACGAAACCCGUUGGACUUGGAAGCACCGAUACUGUCAAGAUCAUCUUGACUGCGAAGGAAGAUGGCAAGGCGAAGCGGCCUCACCAGGCCUUUGUGACCAUCAAAGAACAGGAAACUGGCCUUGAGGCCCCUUUUCCUUUGACAGUUAAGGAUACCGGCAAGGCGGUGGUACAGAUUUCCCAGAAGGAUCUCCCCGUUCAAUUUCUCUUGUCGCCCAAGCCACUCAAGGCCUCCGUGGUCAUCGGUUCGUUCGGUGAAGCUCGCGCUGUCAACACCCCCGUCUUUGAUAUCGAAAUCCAGACGGAUCCCAACACCCCGCUGCCCAAGUAUGAAGCGCCUAUCCGCUACGGCAAGAAGCCUGAGAUUCACCACAUAUUCCGCCCUGAUCCGCAAAGCCCGCCCAAGGUGAUCUCGCUAUUCUUCGCCCUUGCUGUGGCUGCUACAGUUCCGGCUCUUUUCAUCAGCUGGCUUUUGCUCGGCGCCAACCUCAACCACCUGACCAAGGCUCUCGGCGCCGCGCCCUUGUCGCAUAUUACCUUCUUUGGCUCCAUCGUGGCCAUGGAGGGUGUGUUUUUCAUGUAUUAUACCAGCUGGAACCUGUUUCAGAUCCUUCCUGUUGCUGGCGUGGUGGGCAUCGUCACCGUGCUGAGCGGCACUAAGGCUCUUGGAGAGGUCCAGAGCAGACGUCUUGCGGGGGAACGCUAAGCAGCAAAGAUGCACAUUUGGAGAUCGAUGCACGAAUACUUCCAUAAUUAGGCGUCUGCAAGCGGUCAAUGUGCGACUGACUUGUGUUGCACGCUAAGAAUGGCUGGGGAUGCUCAAGAUUAUCACCCAUAUAUACCACAGCGUGACUGAUUUGAUAGGCAAAACUAGAAAUGCAGACCAUGUACCAAGAACGGGUCAAAAUUCCAAGUUGCCUAGGGUGGUGGCGGCUUGAUUGUCUCUGUGAGGUCUGAUGAUGCCGCACAUCGGCCAUCCCACGACUGCUUCAAAGGAAGUAAGGGAGCAUCAAUGGGCCAAAAUUGCUUUUUAUCUAGGAAAUUUACCAUGGUCAAGAACCGCGGGAUUGUCACAAAGUGAGGUGGCUGGCAACGAUCGCAAUUUGAACCUCGUCUCUUUGGUUGCUUCGGUCACCUCAAACGGGAACGAGGUGAGAC